Molecule: messenger RNA, 2312 nt
Organism: Oryctolagus cuniculus (rabbit)
Lineage: Eukaryota; Metazoa; Chordata; Mammalia; Lagomorpha; Leporidae
Source: RefSeq, a predicted model, not a curated record
CCCGCGUGCUGGCCCCUGUCCGGAGGAGGCCGCGGCUCGGGGGCCCCGGGGCGCCCCUUUCCCGUCGCGGAGCCCAGAAUCCCUCCCUGGCCACCCGUGCAGUGCGCGGUUCCCCGCUUGCUCAUUUCUUUCCUUUUUUUUUUUCCUUCUUCUUUUUUUGACAGGCAGAGUGGACAGUGAGAGACAGAAAAAGGUCUUCCUUUUCCGUUGGUUCACCCCCAAUGGCCGCAGCAGCUGGCACUGAUCUGAAGUCAGGAGCCAGCCCCCCAGGCACAGUCAUGACUCCGCAGGGUCCAUGCUGGGCAGGGACGGGGGCCGGAGCCCUCCCUGUGGCCCGGAGUCCCCUGGCUCGACUCCUGCUGGCGCGGACGGUCCUGUUGUGCAAGGCCAAUGUGUAUGGCUCCCGCUUCCACGCCUACUGCUGCCCCAGCUGGAGGACGCUGCCCGGCAGGAGCCAGUGUGUCAUGUAUUACCAGACUGGGUCCUGCUUUGGCCAGGUGGGCGCUGAGCGGUGCCAGCAGCAGCUGACUGGCCUCGCGUACACCAAGGCACUCUGCUGUGCCAACGUGGCCAGGGCCUGGGGCCUCCCGUGUGAGCCCUAUGCUGCACAGCCACACCCCUGCCGCCGUGGCUUCAUCCCCAACAUCCACACCGAGGCCUGCCAGGAUGUGGACGAGUGCUGGGCCAUGCCGGGCCAUGCCGGGCCUGUGCCAGGGUGGCAGCUACCUCAACACCGUGGGCUCCUUCGAGUGCUGCUGCCCGGCUGGACACCGGCUGGACGACGGUGGCACCACAUGUGAAGAUCUGGACGAAUGCCUCAGCCGGCCGGGCCCCUACACCGGCGGCGACUGAGCCAACAUGUGAGCUUCAUGUGCCUCUGUCCCCACAGCUUUGCCAGCAGCCUGGACGGCAGCCACUGCCAGGGGCAAGAAUACGAUUUUCAUUUGCCUUGAAAAUGGAUGUGAGUCGUCUGCAGCGGUCGGCUUCUUCUUCAGUGCCAUCCGUUCCUGUCCAGAAUGGAGUUACCCACUUGAAAUGACUGAGUUCUUUGGAGUGUUGUCCUCCUAAACUUAUCACAAAGCAGCGGUGAUUUCACUGUUCUUCCACCCAAGCUUCCCCAUAAAUCUGACAUUCAUUCUGGCUUCGAUGUUAGCAGAGUUCACGUUACCCACAGCAACUCUUUACAAUCUGAUGGCUUAUCUUUCCUGCUCAGACGUGCCAAAACAAGCCCCUGGGAGUGUGUUUUGGUGCCAAAAACACUUGAAAUACUGCAAAUUUUCCACCAUGUGCUUUUGAAAGAUCCUAUGUAUGAGUAUGUGUGUGUGUAGUUUUAACCAAUUAAAAAAAGUGAGUCCAAUAGAAAAAUGGGCAUGAAAAUAUAGUCAAUACAUGAAAAAUGAAACACAUGCAGCUUUGAAAUGUGUAAAAUGAUGUUUGGGGUGAAAUACAAUUGUAAAUAAUUACAUGGAAACACCAUUUUCUCACUGGUUACUUUGGCACAGACUUUGGCACAGAUGAUUCAAACUUGACCAGUGUAUAGAACAGACUCUUGAUCCUAAAGCGCAGGAAUUGAAUUUGUGACCUCAAUGUUGGACAUUCAGUAAAAUCUAUCAAAACCACACAAAACCUUUCACUCCGAGGACUGUAUGCUGGAGUAGACCUGCAUCUGUGUGAAAUGACAGUUUUAUGCACGGCAGCAAAAUACUGAACGAAAUAUACACGUGUGAAUGAUGGCUGCUUCCAUGGGCUGUAUUGUGGCUGGCUGUGCAAUGAGGAAAAGAGGCAGCCCUGUGUACGCUGAUAAGGAACAAUUUCCAAUAUAUUUCAUUUGGAAAAAAAGCAUCGGAUACGUCAGUAUUUAUGGAUGCUAUCAUUUCCUGUGAAACAUGCCCAGUGUGUGCAUUUGAAUAUUUCUGAACAUAUGCACUGGAAUCUGCUCAUCUUGGAAGAAUGUAGGAGAAACGCACUCGGGGCCUGGGGAACCAAACACAGAGGGCACCAUGCACCCUCCCUACCUUGCAUUUUAAGCCCUGCAAAGCUUCUGCGAAGAAUGCUGAAGCAAACAUGAUGCAACAUUAAUAUAUGUUCAGAGCUCUCUGCUAUGGCCUGAGAAAGCAGUAGAAGAUGGCCCAAGUGCCUGGGCACCUGCACCUGCGUGGGAGACCUGGAAGAAGCUCCUGGCUCCUGGCUCCUGGCUUUGGAUCCGUGCAGCUCCGGUUAUUGUGGAUAUUUGAGGAAUGAACCAGCAGAUGGAAGAGCUCUUGCUCUCUCUCUCUCUCUCUCUCUCUCUCUCUCUGCCUCUGCUUCUCUGU